Messenger RNA from Erigeron canadensis, 1416 nucleotides. Its product is annotated as metacaspase-1-like. Bases 30 to 1079 code for a protein of 349 amino acids. Gene Ontology annotation, biological process: proteolysis. Lineage: Eukaryota; Viridiplantae; Streptophyta; Magnoliopsida; Asterales; Asteraceae. Gene Ontology annotation, molecular function: cysteine-type endopeptidase activity. The record is from RefSeq and is a predicted model, not a curated record. The transcript has 5 exons.
AUUAUAUAACAUCACCUUAUAAAAUUGCCAUGUCUUCAGCCACUGAUCGUACCUGCUGCUCUGAAUGUCAAGAAUUUGUUUCAAAUGAUGGAGACACACACAUAGAAUCAAGACGAGAGCGUGCUAAGUUUGUUAGUGAUACAAAGGGUCUUGGUAGUCACCUUAAAAAGAUGUUUCAUAGAGGAGAUAUGCCAAUUCCCAGAUCAAUGAGUAGUCCUGAGGAUUCAACCCUUGAGGCAAUAAGAAACUGGGAAAGAACAAAAGGAAAGCGUGCACUUCUUUGUGGUGUAACUUAUGAAAGACAGAAGUAUAAACUUAAAGGACCUAACAAUGACGUGAUAAGCAUGCAAGAUCUACUAAUAAAACGGUUUGGGUUUCCAAGUCGCUCUAUCCAUAUUCUUGCAGAAAUGGACUCGUACCCUCAUCCAACAAAAAGAAAUAUUCAAGAAGCUUUGAGGUUUCUUGUACAGGAUAACCACAAAGGGGACUCGCUAGUGUUCUAUUUUUCAGGUCAUGGGUUAAGGCAACCUGACCUUUUUGAUGAUGAGAUUGAUGGGUUUGACGAAACAAUAUGUCCUUUAGAUUUUAGGACUGCAGGAAUGAUUGAUGAUAACGAGAUCAAUGAUACCAUUGUUAGACCUCUCAAAAAAGAUGUCAAACUUCAUGCGAUCAUCGACGCUUGUCAUAGUGGAACAAUUCUUGAUCUACCAUAUGCCUAUAGCAGAAACGAGUAUGAUUGGUUAGAUAACAACCCUCCUUCUGGUUUUUACAAAGGUACUAGUGGAGGACACGCCAUUUCUAUCAGUGCGUGCGAAGAUAAUCAACUUGCUGUAGAUACAUCUGCUUACUCAAACGAUGGAAAGCAAAUGGAAGGUGCUAUGACUUACAUUUUCAGAAAGGCAGUUUGGGGGAACACAAGACUGACUUAUGCUAGUCUCUUGGCUUCUAUGCAUAGAGAUAUUUUGGUUGCCAGACAAAAAUGUUUCAGUCUUCGAGGGAUAUUUCACCGUAACAGACUACAGGAACCCCUGCUAUCAUCUUCGAAAGUAUUUGAUCUAAACGAGCCGUUUGUAUUAUAAUUUCAUCACACCAAGGAGCCCCAAAGCUAACUUUGCAAUAAAACGGAUGUGUAUCCAAAUCCAGCUUUCAGAAUCUGAAGAGUGUUCCCAGACAUCAACUAUAAUCAUCUAUUCUUACAAACUUAUAGAUACAUGAGGUCUCCCGCAGUACACUUACAUCCAGGUUAAAAGCGGGUUGUACUAAUGUAUAGGGAAUUCUUUUUACCACAUCGGGUGUUAAUUCUAUUUUGUUUGGUUUGAUGUGUUAUUUGUGAGUGCCAUGGGCAUCUGCUUCUUUAUCUGAAUGUAUGAAAAGGGCAACUAAUAAUAGAUUCGUUUCACUAUUCUUAGGUAACUA